UACCGGUGCCCUUUGGCUGCAGUGAGAUCAGCUUGGUUUAGAUACACCAGGGACGCUGCUGCUCUGGGGAUAAGAAGGGGUUGCAGGAAUCCACUUGUGUCCUUGCAGGACCCCCUGUCAGCUUGGGGGCAGCGGCGGCCCGGAUCAGACGAGGCGGGAGCAUGACCAUGUUCUCCGAGCAGGCUGCCCAGAGGGUCCCCACCCUGCUGUCUCCACUGUCAGCCAACACACCCACCUUUGCCCGGGUGCCCGUGGUGGCCUACACCAACUCCUCGCAGCCCUUCCGGCUUGGGGAGCGCAGCUUCAGCCGGCAGUAUGCCCACAUUUAUGCCACUCGCCUCAUCCAGAUGAGACCCUUCCUCGAAAGCCGGGCCCAGCAGCACUGGGGCAGUGGAGUCAGGGUGAGGAAGCUGUGCGAGCUGCAGCCCGGCGAGGAGUGCUGUGUGGUGGGGACCCUCUUCAAGGCCAUGCAGCUUCAGCCCUCCAUCCUGCGGGAAGUCAGCGAGGAGCACAACCUACUCCCUCAGCCUUCUCGGAGCAAAUACAUCCACCCAGACGAUGAGCUGGUCUUGGAAGAUGAAUUGCAGCGAAUCAAACUGAAAGGCAAUAUUGAGGUGCAGAAGCUGGUUACAGGCAUGGUUCUGGCUGUGUUUGGCUCCGUGGGAGAUGAUGGAAAGUUCCUGGUGCAGGAUCACUGCUUUGCCGACCUCGCUCCUCAGAAGGCAGUGGCCCCCCUAGACACAGACAGGUUUGUGCUGCUGGUGUCCGGUCUGGGUCUGGGCGGAGGCGGUGGUGAGAGCCUGCUGGGCACCCAGCUGCUGGUGGAUGUGGUGACGGGACAGCUCGGGGAUGAAGGGGAGCAGUGCAGCGCCGCCCACAUCUCCCGGGUCGUCCUGGCUGGGAACCUCCUCAGCCAGAACACCCAGAGCAGAGACUCCAUCAAUAAGGCCAAGUACCUCACCAAGAAAACCCAGGCAGCCAGCGUGGAGGCCGUCAAGAUGCUGGAUGAGAUUCUCCUGCAACUGAGUGCCUCGGUGCCUGUGGACGUGAUGCCUGGUGAAUUCGACCCGACCAACUACACGCUGCCCCAGCAGCCCCUGCACCCAUGCAUGUUCCCCCUGGCCACUGCCUAUUCCACACUCCAGCUGGUCACCAACCCCUACCAGGCCACCAUCGAUGGAGUCAGAUUCCUGGGGACAUCAGGACAGAACGUGAGUGACAUCUUCCGGUACAGCAGCAUGGAGGAUCACCUGGAGAUCCUAGAGUGGACCCUGCGAGUCCGUCAUGUCAGCCCCACAGCCCCUGACACCCUAGGCUGCUACCCUUUCUACAAAACAGACCCCUUCAUCAUUCCCGAGUGUCCUCACGUUUACUUUUGUGGCAACACCCCCAGCUUUGGCUCCAAAGUCAUCCGAGGCCCCGAGGACCAGACCGUGCUGCUGGUGGCUGUCCCUGACUUCAGUGCCACACAGACCGCCUGCCUUGUAAACCUGCGCAGCCUGGUCUGCCAGCCCAUCAGCUUCUCAGGCUUUGGGGCAGAGGAUGCAGAGGACCUGGGAGGCCCAGACCUGCGGCCCUGAC
Molecule: messenger RNA, 1581 nt
Organism: Trichechus manatus latirostris (Florida manatee)
Lineage: Eukaryota; Metazoa; Chordata; Mammalia; Sirenia; Trichechidae
Gene: POLD2
Product: DNA polymerase delta 2, accessory subunit
Exons: 10
Coding region: 162-1580 (472 amino acids)
Biological process (GO): DNA strand elongation involved in DNA replication; DNA replication
Cellular component (GO): delta DNA polymerase complex
Molecular function (GO): DNA binding
Source: RefSeq, a predicted model, not a curated record